Messenger RNA from Strongylocentrotus purpuratus (purple sea urchin), 705 nucleotides. RefSeq lists its product as uncharacterized. Bases 1 to 705 code for a protein of 234 amino acids. The record is from RefSeq and is a predicted model, not a curated record. Lineage: Eukaryota; Metazoa; Echinodermata; Echinoidea; Camarodonta; Strongylocentrotidae. The transcript has 3 exons.
AUGGAUCGGAUCAUCUACAUCAUCAUAGGAGUAGUAGCAGCGUCUGGAUUUAUCUUCGUCAUGACCAUCAUCUUCAUGGCAUACUGCAGGAGGAGGCUUAGGAAGAAUAAAGCUCAAGUGGAUCAUGCAAGUAAAGAAGCCAUCCCUGUUGAGAUCAUCCCCCAAGUUAUGUCUCUAAAGGACGCCCUCAACAAGGGAAAGAAGACAGGUGACGAACCCGACGGCUCCCCUCAUAGCUCGGGGUCACGACCUCGCUACGCCAUGCCGCAUGAGUUCGUCAAUCGGAAGCGUGAUUCGUGGGAGGAUCCGCAGUACAGACGCAGGCAGUCUAACGAGUAUAUGGAGCCUCAUCAGUUUGACAGGCGUCCUCCUCCUCCUUGGGAAGACGACUACGACAACCGUCGCGAACCUUACAAUGACGACGACCCGUACGCUAGGCACGACAAUCAGUACUCCAAAUUUGACGACGCUAAACCUGAACCCAUCUACCACGAUCGCAGUAUCCGCAGCCAGCGUAGUCGUCAUAGCGAUCACGAGGAUUACGUGGAUCCGCGGGACUUCUGCGACCCGCCUUACACGCGCUAUAAACCGGAGGGAAACGGAGAGUACCGCGACCGUGAUGAUCCGUACGGUUACGAGCAUGAUUCCGAUAAGGAUUCAGAAGUUUCGUACGAUUCUAAAGAUAGACUGGCUACCAAUGUAUGA